CACUCCAGGAAGCUUUUAUUUUGAAAUAGCACACAGGGGAAAUCGGAAGGGAAAAUCAGCUGGAAUCCGCGGAAAUCCUCGACAGGACUAUAUUUAUUUACUUAGCUAGCAAUUUGUUUGUCAGCCAGUGUUUUUCGCUCCCAUCGCUUUACUGUUAAAGCGCCUCCCUGGCGAUGUCGGAGUCCUACGAUUUCCUGUUUAAAUUUCUGGUGAUUGGGAAUGCUGGAACAGGCAAAUCCUGCCUGCUGCACCAGUUUAUAGAGAAGAGAUUUAAGGAUGAAUCUAACCACACCAUCGGUGUGGAGUUUGGCUCAAAGAUCAUCAGUGUGGUCAACAAAAUGGUCAAACUGCAAAUCUGGGACACUGCAGGACAAGAACGCUUCAGGUCUGUGACCAGGAGUUACUACAGAGGAGCAGCAGGAGCUCUACUCGUCUACGAUAUCACCAGUCGAGAAACAUACAACACUUUGACCACAUGGCUGAGUGAUGCCAGGAUGCUGGCCAGUCAGAACAUUGUCAUCAUCCUCUGCGGGAACAAGAAAGACUUGGACGCUGACAGAGAGGUCACGUUUCUGGAGGCAUCGCGAUUCGCUCAGGAAAACGAGUUGAUGUUCUUGGAGACCAGCGCUCUAACAGGGGAGAACGUUGAAGAGGCGUUCGUCCAGUGUGCCCGGAAAAUCCUGAACAAGAUUGAGUCGGGGGAACUGGACCCAGAGAGGAUGGGCUCAGGCAUCCAGUAUGGCGACGCUGCAUUGCGACAGCUCCGUUCUCCUCGCCGUGCUCAACCGCAGGGCGCUCAGGAGUGUGGCUGCUAGUGGACUUUGUGCAACAUACUAAAUAAAGGUCUGUGAAGACCAGAAAAACAGCCCUGGAGGACCUAACAGUGUUGGGUUUAGGUUGUUGUGCUGGUGACCCCUCCCAUGACCUUUGCACGGACCCUUCAGAGUCUUUAUUUUAAUUUCUGCAUGUGCAGAGAGGUGAGAAGUCCUUCUGCCCCCCCCUCCCCCCUCUCUCACUUCCUGAGAUGGUAAACCACAGACUGCCCCCCCUCCCAUCAGUCUGCUGCUUUACUGGACCAAAAUGGCCCCCGGAUGCAACCGGGAUGGUAAACACUUGCAUGUGUCUCCUGAGUUUUUCCAAACAAUCAUACUGUGUUCCCUCAGAUCCGGUCUAGCGUCCACCUUUACUCCGUUUUAAAUAAACAAGAUUUAACUUCAUAAUUUGUUAGUAAAAUAGGGUGGCGUUUUGCUGUGAUUGCAUUAAGAAAAACAAGAUGAGCUAAUCAUUUCAUUCUUGACAUGGAAAGAAAACCUCUAAAACUCCUGAACUAUUGUACUCACCCUUCCUUUCCGUGCUCUCUCUUUCUAUUCCUCCCGGGUUUAAACACUCCACUACAAGUGGCCCUCAUUAACACCUCCGCAGCUAUCCCACCCUCCUUUCCACCUCCCUUUCUUACAUUAAAUACACCCUCUUUUCCUCUUUCGCUGUACAGAGUUUCUGUAUAUAGAGACCGACGCAUGCUUUCCCAGACGGAGUAUUUUAUUAUUAGGAGAUAUUCCAUCUGUAUUAAAGUAAAACUCUUAUUCUGCAUAAUUUUCAUGCUCCACUGCAUAUUUAUGCUGUAAGACACUGGCUCCUUGUGCUUCGCGUAUGAAGGACGGGUCACCAUUUUAACGGUGGUGUAACACAUGUUUAUCCCACAGCUUAUGAUAACAGACAGAUCUCUCACUAAUAAUUGUUGCUUGUUUACAUGAAAACCUGACUGACUGUUGCCAGCUGCUGGCUGAUAUUAACCAAUCACAUCUACAGUUUGAAUCUUACCUGAUGUGUGAUUUAUUUAUUUUAAUAUUUUAUGACAGUUUUGCCUAACAUGUCACUUCGCUUUAAUUAUCAUCUUUUUAUAUCGCUUUAUUAAAGCCAUAAAAAGCGCCAGUACACUAAAAUUUUACAUCGUGCACACUUUAAACUAAAGCAACUUUUCCUAUUUAGUCAGUGAUAUCCGGUGAUAGUGGCUUUUGCUGUUUCACGUCUGGUUGUCGUUGUUUUGUGUUUUUUGUCAUCAGGUCCUUCUAUCUCCAUGUAUGUCUGUUUUGUCAUUAUGAAUAUCAUAGAUUUUUAAUGUAUUGUUUAUGACAAAUGGCAUAUGUUUUUGAAAUAAAACCAACAACAAAUACA
Molecule: messenger RNA, 2175 nt
Organism: Girardinichthys multiradiatus
Lineage: Eukaryota; Metazoa; Chordata; Actinopteri; Cyprinodontiformes; Goodeidae
Gene: rab4a
Product: RAB4a, member RAS oncogene family
Exons: 8
Coding region: 174-815 (213 amino acids)
Biological process (GO): regulation of endocytosis; Rab protein signal transduction
Cellular component (GO): endosome
Molecular function (GO): GTPase activity; GTP binding
Source: RefSeq, a predicted model, not a curated record